UCGAUUUCCUGGAUACCAAAAACAGUUCAGUGGAUUUCUUUCAUGUAAUCUUUGUGCCACAAUAUAUCUGUUCAGGAGACAAUCAUGGUCCGUUUUUCAGGAGGCUGACGGUUUAUUUUAAGCUGCUCACCUUCUUGACUUCCAAGAGUGACGGCCCCAUCUGUGUUUGACAGGUAACACUCUCAACCUGGACGGACACCAGGGCAGUGCGGUUUUCACGGGUCUUCCCGUCUCCUUCACAUCCUAUAAAAUGUGGCUCAUGGUCGCUUCUGUCCCGCUGCUCCCCGCCAUCAUCAUGGCAUCCGCUCGUUAUCGUGUCAAAGUUGCCUCGCUGUGCCAUCGAGCUCUGGCCUGGACGCUGAGGCUGCUGCGAGGGAGAGUGUGCGUGAGGAGCACCCACGCCUUUGUGUUCUCCGAAUGCACCCACGGCAAAGCCGACAGCGUCCUGGAGACCUUCAACCUGUACGCCGACACACACCUGUCCCUCUGCAUCAGCCCACAGACGGGUGAAGCACUGGAUGAAGCGGUGAGGCGUGUCCGUCCCUCCCAGGUGUUGGAGCUCGGGAUGCACUGUGGCUACAGUUCUGUCCGCAUGCUGCGUCUGCUGCCCUCUGCUGGCAGACUGGUCACAGUGGAGCUGGACCCACUCACAGCUGAGCUAGGGGAGGAAAUCAUACUGGUGGCUGGCUUCAAACACUCCCAGUUCCAGGUGUUGACAUCCAGCUCAGCGGAGGCCAUCCCGUCUUUGCAUUCAAUCCUUCAGCUCAAUCAAGGGACCAGCGAGGGGCUCAAUCUGGUGCUAAUGGACCAUGACCCCGAGCAGUACCUCCCAGACCUGCUGGCUCUGGAGAAAGAGCAGCUCCUCUGCCCCUCUGGCUGCUCCGUCCUCCUGAUCUACAGGAACCAAAGACACGGAGAUCGCAGAGAAGUCCUGGGUCACAUCGGAGCGAGGCCCGACCGCUACAUCGUCAAGUCAGAGCUUCAGUGUAUGACGGAGAUCUUCUACCAAAAGAAAAGCACAAGUUGAGAAGUGAGAACAAAGUCUAAAGAUGUAGGUGUGUGCUUUCAGGUUUUGUGUGGACUGUAUCAACCAAUAGUAUUAAAUACUUCACCUUCUCUUGUAUUACUGUGGGUCAAAGUACUGCAGGAUAAAAAACACAUGCUGAAUAAAUUAUU
Molecule: messenger RNA, 1176 nt
Organism: Anarrhichthys ocellatus (wolf-eel)
Lineage: Eukaryota; Metazoa; Chordata; Actinopteri; Perciformes; Anarhichadidae
Product: transmembrane O-methyltransferase homolog
Exons: 4
Coding region: 251-1027 (258 amino acids)
Biological process (GO): catecholamine catabolic process; dopamine metabolic process; developmental process
Molecular function (GO): catechol O-methyltransferase activity
Source: RefSeq, a predicted model, not a curated record